This is a messenger RNA of Xenopus laevis (African clawed frog), 4617 nucleotides long. It is a transcript of the gene ovos5b.L, whose product is annotated as ovostatin. NCBI's taxonomy places the organism in Eukaryota, Metazoa, Chordata, Amphibia, Anura, Pipidae. Bases 63 to 4433 code for a protein of 1456 amino acids. The transcript has 36 exons. The record is from RefSeq and is a predicted model, not a curated record.
UGUAUAAAGGCAGGGAGUGUCGGGCAGGAGGUGUGUGAGCAGCUGCAAUAUACACUGUCCAAAUGUCUCCCAGGGGGCUCCUCCUGUGUCUCUCCCUUCUGGGGAUCAUCGCUGGAGGGGCAUCUAAACCACAAUAUGCUCUGUCUAUCCCUGCUCUGCUGAAGAGCGGAGAGACUACAACAGCGUGCAUCAACUUUGUAGGUUUGACUGAAUCCUUGAGCCUUAAAGUUAAUGUUGAAGUCAGUGGAGUCAACACCACCAUCUUUACUGAUAAUAUAGAAGGAGAUGAAUUCUUCAAGUGCAAAACUUUCCAGGUGCCAAAAGUUGAGCAAACAUCCCCUGUAUUUCUUACAAUGGAGGCUACAGGCGCAACUUCCAGCAUAGUGGAGCGUAGAUCUGUGGUGAUUGACAAAAUGGAAACCAUCCACAUCAUUCAGCUGGACAAACCUAUAUACAAGAGAGGACAAAAAGUGAUGGCUCGUGUGAUUUCAUUGAAUUCCCAGCUGAGGCCGGUGCCUGAGACGUAUACAUUAAUCUAUUUAAUGGACCCUUAUGGCAGUCGAUUGAAACAAUGGGAGAAUGUGGUGUCUGUGAGAGGCGUCGGGGCGUUCAACUUCGUGCUGUUGCCUGAUGCAUCUUUAGGGGGGUACACAGUGAUUGCAGAGAAGAAAUCCGGGGGUUCCAUCAGCCAAGUUUUUGAUGUAGAAGAGUAUGUGUUGCCUCGAUUCAGUGUGACAGUGGAUGCUCCCAACACAAUAUCAAUCUUGGACCAGACCACAUCUAUCAGUGUUCAGGCCAAAUAUACAUAUGGUCGGCCAGUCCCAGGGAAAAUAAGUGGCAGAAUUUGCAGACAAUAUAGUUCCUAUUAUCCUGGAAACAACUGCAAUAGGAAUCCAGAAGGCCUUUGCAGUCCUAUUACAGGGGAGAUGGGUUCUGAUGGGAAUUUCAUCAACAAUAUUGACUUGAGCCUGUUCCAGCUAGAGCGAAGUGGAUUUUCAAUGGGCCUUAACCUUGAUGUAACUGUGAUGGAGGAGGGGACAGGAGUCCAGGUGAAAGAAUCUCGAUUCAUCUCUGUAACCAGUCAAAUUGCCCAGGUUACCUUUGAUAAUGAAGUCAUGCUGCCCUUCUACAAACAAGGGAUUCCAUAUUCUGUCUCUAUGACACUGGUCGAUGCUUUGGGAAAGCCAAUCAAGAAUGAAACCAUUGAGUUGCGUCUGGCUGGGAAUUUUCUUCAGAAUCUGACCACAGACAGCGCUGGCAAAGCGACAUAUGAGAUUGACACCUCCAAAUAUGAACAAACCCAGUUGGAUAUUCAGGCCAAUUACAAGAACACUGAGACAUGUUAUGAUUCCAAUUGGGUGAUGCCCAGUUAUUCCAAUGCUUAUUAUUCAGCCAUGAGGUUCUACUCACGCACGGGAAGCCAUGUGCAGUUGAACGCUCCCCAACAGGAAUUGAGCUGCGGGACAGGACAAAGCUUGCAGGUGUAUUACUCCCUGAGCAAAGAAGGUCUGGGGGAGAAAAGCGACAGGAUUUCUUUCUACUACAUGGUGAUGUCAAAAGUCAAGAUUGUGGAUUUUGGAAGCCGCUCGGUUGAUGUGAGCAGUUCUCAGCGCGGUUCCUUCAGCUUUGAUGUUCCCGUGUCUUCAGAGUUGGCCCCCGGUGCUGACGUCGUUGUGUACAGUAUACUGGAGUCUGAAGUCAUUGCAUCCACUGCCCGUCUUAAUGUGCAAAAAUGCUUUAAAAACAAUGUUUCCAUGAGUUUCUCUGAGGCUGAAGGAAUGCCGGGAUCAAAAAUUAUGUUGAAGCUAAAAGCCGAUGCCAAAUCCCUGUGUGGACUCCGCAUUAUUGAUUCCAGCCUUCUCCUCCUCAACCAGAAUGGACAACUUACAGCAGAAAUGGUGUACAAUUCUCUGAGAUACCUCAGCCUGAAUGGAUAUUAUGUGGGAGGAUAUAGUGUAGAACCACCAGCUCCACCGUGUAUUGAUCCCAGCCAAAGAGUCAUGAUGAAUGGUUUAUUUUAUCAGCCUGUGAGCUUUCCAGGGGAAGGAUACACAUAUAAUGACUUCAAAAGUAUCGGCUUGAUAUUUGCUACCAAUGUAUCACUGCACAAACCGGAGGUGUGUGGGGGAGACGUGUGGGGAGGUGGCAGACCGUUUAUAAAUUUGGCACGGCCGAUGGCAGAGCGAUUUAGUAGCGUAGCAGAUGGAGCCGUCACAGGCGUCUCUGCGGCCAAGGCCUCACCAGUUGCAACAGUGAGAAAGUUAUUCCCUGAAGUCUGGAGAUUCGACUUGGUCAAUGUUGACAUAACAGGUUCACUUUCCAUCCCAGAGAAGGCCCCAGACACGAUUACCCAAUGGCAGGGUUCUAUGUUCUGUGUUUCAGAAAAGACAGGAUUUGGGUUGACCAAAUAUCCAUCCAACUUCACCACCUUCCUCCCUUUGUUCCUGGAGCUUUCGUUACCUUAUUCCUUCACUAGGGGAGAAACUUUGGUGCUGAGGGCAUUUGUGUCCAACUACUUGAAUCAAUGUGUCAAGGUCAGCGUGACACUGAAGGCAUCAGCAGAUUACACGGCCACUCUACAGGAAGGGAAACAGAACGCAUGUUUGUGCCAAAGAGAGAGGGCUUCCUACUCGUGGAAUGUGAACGCUAAAUCUCUUGGAGUGAUAACUUUUACCAUGACAGCUCAGACCACCCAUAUCGGAGCCACAUGUGAAGGCCCACCGGACACCACCCAGCCACCUCGGAGUGAUACUGUAAUACAGACCAUCAUUGUAGAGGCGGAGGGAAUUGAAAAAGAAAUUACCUACAGUAACCUGGUCUGUGUGGAAGGGACAAAAUCUGUGAUUCCAAUCAGCAUUAGUCCACCACCCAACGCAGUUGCAGAUUCCGUGCAGGGAUCCGUGACCGUUAUGGGGGACCUGUUGGGUCACGCUGUUAACAAUCCAGAUUCUCUGAUCCAGCUGCCAACGGGCUGUGGGGAACAGAACCUUGUUAAGCUCAUGCCCAUACCAUCUGUUCUGGGAUAUCUAAAUUGCACAGGGCAACUAACAAAAGAGAUCAAAGACAAAGCACUGCAGUACAUGGAUAUUGGCUAUAUGAGGCAGCUUGGCUACAAAAGAUGGGACGGAACAUUCAGCGCUUUUGGACAAAGUGAUAGUGAGGGAAGCUCAUGGCUGACAGCCUUGACAUUUCACACUUUUGAACAAAUAAAGUCCUAUACAUUGGUGGACCCAGCAGUCCAGAAUCAGGCACUACUUGCCCUAGCAAAAAUGCAGGACCUGAAAAGCGGGUGUUUCAAAGCCACUGGAAAUCUGUUUCACAGUGGACUAAAGGGCGGUGCCGAUAAUGAAAUCAGCUUCACAGCCUAUGUUACUGGAAUACUCUCGCAAACAACUUACCCAGCAGCGCAAACCCUACUGCGUGGAGCUGUGGGCUGUCUGGAUGAGGCUUCUAGGAGAGAACAAUCACUGUACAACUUGGCACUCAUGUUCAACACAUUCGCUGUAAUGGGAAAUUUAGAGAGGCGCAACUAUAUUUUGGCACAACUGAAGAGUAAAGCCAUUCAAAAAGAUGGUAGCAUCCACUGGGAGCGAACUGACAAGCCAAAAGCAGAGAUGUACCCAUUCUUCUAUGCCCCGGCUCCUUCAGCUGAAAUAGAGAUAACUGGCUACAUCCUAAUGGGCAUGACAUAUGGGCCCACCCCAUCCCAGGAUGAUAAAUCUUAUAUGGCUCAAAUAGUGCUAUGGCUCUGUCAGCAGCAGAAUUCACAAGGAGGAUACCGGUCAACUGCGGACACGGUGGUGGCUUUGCACGCUCUCGCCAGAUAUAGUUGCCUUGUAUACAAGGAAGGGGCCACUAACCAAAUAAAGGUGACUUCAGGAAAUACAGUCAUCGCUAACUUCAACGUACUACCGAAAAACCGCCUUCUCGUCCAGAAGAAGCCUCUGCCGAAAAUACCUGGAAAUUACGGAUUAGAGAUCAACGGGAAAGGCUGCUGUCUGGUGCAGUGCUCUGUUCAGUACAAUGUGCCCGUGAUUAAAGGAAACUCCGCCUUCUCUCUUUCUGUAGAGUCAGACCGUAAAAGUUGUAUUGAUGGAGUGGCCUAUACCAUGCCCAUAACCAUGUCUCUAAGUUACAAUGGCAAUAAGAAUCAGUCCAACAUGGCUGUUAUAAUCUUCAAGUUGUUGUCUGGAUACACACCGGAAUAUCAGUCUUUGCAAAAGCUAAGGGAGACGGUUUCCAAAGUUGAACAGAACAAUAAUCGUCUGGUUAUAUAUCUGGAAUCUGUCUCUAGCAAGCUCAUUACCUUGUCCGUGACUCUAGAGAUGAAUAACAGAGUGCAGAACUUCCAGCCGCAGUUUGUUUAUGUCUUUGACUACUAUGAAGCAGAUGAAAAUGGAGUUGCCGAGCUCAAACAUUCGUGUGCAGCGUAGUGAGCACAGAGGAGAACUGGAUUGUGACGAUAUGAUAAAAUCUGAAGAAGGAGAAUGUUUCAUGUCAUGCCAGUUUAUGUUGCUGCUCUAAUAACAUUUGCCAGUGCAACCAGAUGCCACAGACUUUAAGGCCAUUCCUCCUGUGCCAAAAUAUCCUCUCCAAUAAACACCAUCUGACAACGUA